This is a messenger RNA of Saccoglossus kowalevskii, 2869 nucleotides long. RefSeq names its product ecotropic viral integration site 5 protein homolog. Gene Ontology annotation, biological process: regulation of GTPase activity. NCBI's taxonomy places the organism in Eukaryota, Metazoa, Hemichordata, Enteropneusta, Harrimaniidae. Gene Ontology annotation, molecular function: GTPase activator activity; small GTPase binding. The record is from RefSeq and is a predicted model, not a curated record.
CCCGCUGGUUGCAGCGUACAGCGCCCCCACCAAAGGGUUUUUCUAACUCAACGUGUCUGUUUUCAUUGGUAUGACUGGACGUUGACUUGAGGAACUGUGUGUGGUAUAUCAAGUUACGGUGCUGUCCUCUUUUACACAGGAGAUUAUCAUUGCAUUUUGUCAACCACAAGUUCUGACGCAAAGACGUAAAAGUGUGCUAAUGGAUACAGGUAAUGUCCUUUGAAGAUAAUACAGUAACCAUGACAACCAUGGCUAUUAUUACUGGGACUACAGAUGAGGAAUUGGCUGCCAAAUUAGAAGAAGCAAAUAGGUUACUUGAAUCGGACGCCAAAUCAUUGAAAUCUUUGUCAACACCAUCAGAGUCCUCACGGCGAGGUUCAGAUUCAAGUUUGAAAUCAACUAGUUCUAUUGCAAGUCAUCUGAGUUCAACAUGUGAAAUUCCUGAAGAUUCCUGGGUUAUAUGGGGUCGAAUUGUUAAUGACUGGGACGAUAUUUACAAAAAGAAAACUCGAUUUGUCAAAGAUUUAGUACGUCGUGGCAUACCUCAUCAUUUCCGUGGUAUUGUCUGGCAGUUGAUGUGUCGGGCUCAUGAUUCACCAUUAAAAGAAAAGUAUGUGGAAUAUUUGAAGAUGUCUUCCCCAUGUGAGAAAGUUAUCAGACGAGACAUUGCCAGGACGUAUCCAGAACACGAAUUUUUCAAAGAAAAAGAUGGGCCUGGUCAAGAGGUUCUGUUCAAUGUGAUGAAGGCCUAUUCUCUACAUGAUCGGGAAGUUGGAUACUGCCAGGGAUGUGGUUUUAUUGUUGGAUUACUUCUGAUGCAGAUGCCGGAGGAAGAAGCUUUUUGUGUGGUUGUUAAACUUAUGCAAGAUUACCGUUUAAGAGAAUUAUUCAAACCAAGUAUGGCUGAACUAGGGCUUUGUAUGUUUCAACUAGAGAACCUUAUACAGGAACACCUGCCAGAUUUAUAUUUCCAUUUCCAAACACAGAGUUUUUACACAUCUAUGUAUGCAUCGCCAUGGUUUCUAACAUUGUUUGCAACAUCAUUAUCACUAUCGUUAUCAUGUAGAAUUAUGGAUGUUUUCAUUUCAGAGGGUAUGGAGACGAUAUUUCGUGUUGGCAUGGCAAUAUUAACAGAUAGUGCCCCACAGCUUUUACAGUUAGAUAUGGAAGGCAUGUUACGGUAUUUUCAACAUGGUGUUCCAGAGAAAUAUGACCAAGACAAAGAUGGUUUAAUGAAUUUAUCUUACCAAAUAAAAAUCAAUUCAAAAAGAAUUAAAAAACUUGAAAAAGAAUACCUUGCCAUUAAAACCAAAGAAACAGAAGAACAGAUUGAAAUGAGGAGACUUCGAACAGAGAAUCGGUUACUAAGGCAACGAAUAGAAGUACUUGAGAAAGAAAGUGCGGCAUUGGCUGACAGAUUGAUACAAGGACAGGUGACAAGAGCACAGGAAGCGGAAGAGAAGUACGGUAUCAAAAAAGAACUAGCGGCUCUGAGACAAAAUGAAGAACAGACUAACGAAAGAUUACAAGCUGCCCAAGAAGUAAUUACCUCUUUAAAAAAUAAGCCAAAGUUACAGAGUUCUAAAGCUCAAGAAGAGAUGGAUUCUGUUGUCACGGCGUUACAAGAAGAACUCAUCGCAGUAAAACUACGAGAAGCUGAAUCAUCGGCGUCAUUAAGAGAACUUGCAGACAAAGUGCAGGAACUUGAAGAGCAAAAUAAAGAGAUCGUGGAGCAGCCGAGUUAUAACGUGGCUUCAAUGCAAGAAGAGCUCAUAGCUGUAAAACUACGAGAGGCUGAAGCCAAUCUGUCACUCAAAGAAAUGAGACAAAAAGUUGCUGACCUUGAGGAACACUGGCAUAGACAUUUACAAAGAACAGUACUCAGGAGAAAUGAAACAAACAAAAAGAACAACGUUUAUCUACAAGAUGAGUUGAUGACACUGAAGUUACGAGAAGCGGAGUCCUAUGCAUCUUUGAAAGAAACUAAACAACGAGUGAUGGAACUACAGACAUUGAAUCAAGUUUGCAGUAACCAGUUAAGACGAAGUGAAGAGGAAAGAAUUCACCUGAAAGAAUUUCUGGAAGCUUCUGAAAAACGAGAACAAAAACUUCAACAACAAUUGAAUGAAGGAAACAAAAAACUUGCCUACCUGGAAGCCAAGAGUCAAGAAGACUUGGUUUCAUUCCGGUUAAAGAGAGCAGAGAUGAACACUCAGAUGGUUGAAAUGCAACAGAGGAUUGCAGAACUAGAAAUUCAGAAACAGGUAGAUCUUACCAAAGGUGAACUGAAUGACUCUGAAACAGAUCAAACAAUAAAAGAACUGCAGUACAGAAUAACUGAUCUACAAGCUGAGGUGUUGCAGUUAAGAAUCAAAGCCAAAGCCAAGUCAUCAUUCCUUCCUUUUAAAGAUGUGGUAACUAUGGCAACGUAUGACUAUGAUGAUGAUGAGGAGGAUUUCAGUGAUAUUGCUGCAGGGAUUGAUGUUUCUCAACUUGAUUCCAGUAAUGACAGUAAUCGGUUAUAUAAAAUACGGGACAUGGUAGAGAAUGAUAUACAAAAAGCAACUGAAAAAGAAAAUGUUUCUGCUUAGCAGAUAGGCCUGAUCUAAAAGACCUCUCAUAUUUUAAGUUGGUAUGGCAACAAGUAAAAAAUAGGAUGCUCAGUUAAAUCCUAUUUUUAUCUGUUUUGUCUGAGAUAGUAGUAUGGUGACAUUACUGAGAUAUUUAUAUCUCUAUUUUAUCAUCAAUGUCACUGUGUAUGUUAGCAUAUGGUCUGAUAUUUAUUGCGUAUAUCGUGCAGUCCAUCCAAGUCACAAAACAACAGGGUUUUAGUUAUGUAUGAGAUCUAUGAUGACACCAUUGUUUAAGA